UCACUUUCCUAGAGCGCAAAAGAAAAGGGUAUUACUAAUAUAUUCUACAUUGCUACUAGCUGCUGCUUUCCGGCGUGUCUCACCGGAAGAAAUUGCUUGCUAAUUGCCAUGGCCGAUCACGCCGGAGACGGAGACGAUCACAAAUCUGCUGCAGAAUCUAUCAUCGAUAAGAUCACUGAGAAAUUCCAUGGGAGUUCCUCUGAAUCCGAGGAUGAGAAGGAUCUCAAAUCGGCGGCCUCCGCCGUGAAAGCCAAGAUCUACCGCCUUUUUGGCCGCGAGAAGCCAGUGCACAAGGCUUUGGGCGGUGGAAAGCCUGCUGAUAUUUUCCUCUGGAGAGACAAGAAAAUUACUGCUGGUGUGCUGGGCUUUGUCACUGCUAUCUGGGUUCUGUUCGAACUGCUCGAGUAUCACUUGCUCACUCUGGUUUGCCAUGUUCUAAUUCUUGUUCUUGCACUCAUCUUCUUGUGGUCGAAUGCAUCCAUCUAUAUCAAAAAAUCCCCACCGAAGAUUCCUGAAGUUGUGAUUCCAGAGGAUGUAUUCUUGGGAGUAGCCUCUGCACUUAGGAUAGAACUCAAUCGAGCUUUUGCUAUACUUCAUGAUAUAGCAUCCGAUAGAGAUCUCAAGAAAUUUCUUGGAGUGAUAGCUGGCCUUUGGAUUCUUUCAACUCUGGGAAGUUGCUUCAACUUCCUUACCUUGUUUUACAUAUGUUUUGUUCUGUUGCACACAAUACCUGUUCUGUAUGAGAAAUACGAACGUCAGGUGGAUGCAUUCUGUGAGAAGGCUGAGAUUGAAAUCAAGAAACAAUUUGCUGUCUUUGAUGCUAAGGUUUUGAGUAAAAUUCCGAGAGGCCCUCUCAAAGAUAAGAAGCUGGCUUAGAUCCCUCCGAGGUGGCGGUACUAGUUUCGUUUCUUGAAUUGUUCCCAUUUUGUCUGGUUCGUAAACUUAUUGUGGUACUCAGACAAUUUUUGAGGUUUAUGUGUUUUUGUGUGGGAAUUGGAUAGUCCCUUUGAUAGACUCUCACUCUCACUCUCACUCAUUAUAAUUUUACUAUUUGGAAGAAUUUACAAGUUUUGUUGAAUCUUAA
Molecule: messenger RNA, 1084 nt
Organism: Andrographis paniculata
Lineage: Eukaryota; Viridiplantae; Streptophyta; Magnoliopsida; Lamiales; Acanthaceae
Product: reticulon-like protein B1
Exons: 5
Coding region: 109-876 (255 amino acids)
Source: RefSeq, a predicted model, not a curated record